This is a messenger RNA of Psylliodes chrysocephalus, 2250 nucleotides long. The record is from the annotation of a GenBank genome assembly. NCBI's taxonomy places the organism in Eukaryota, Metazoa, Arthropoda, Insecta, Coleoptera, Chrysomelidae.
GAUUUUAGGUUAUGGUUAUUAUAGAUAGGUCGGUAUCAAAAAUAAACUGCUAGCUCUUUUUAUUAGUUUUGAAAAUAAAAACUAUUUUCGUAAUUUUUAUAUCUUAUCAAUAGUACAAAUGACUGAAAUUAACGAUUUAGAACAAGCCUUAGUACUAGCAGCUGCUGAUGCAGAUUCUAGGAAUUACGAAGGUUCUUUUGAAGAGUCUGAGGAAACCAACGUAUUAUGCAAGGAGCCUGCAUUUUAUAAAAACGUUAAUGAAGUUAAGAACAUAGUUAUCGAAAAACCAGCGACAAUAAAUAAUAGGCCACAAGAAAAUGCACCAUUAAAGAGAAAGCGCGAAACUGUUGAGGAAAAUAUUGAGGCAAAGUCAACCAAAACUUAUGCAAACGUUGUUGCGAAUCACUACAAUCAGAUAGAGGAAAAAGGUUUAGAUGAGAGGUGCAAAUCGCGCAUUGUACACUUAAGGAACUUCCACAAUUGGAUAAAAAGUAUGCUCAUUAAUGAAUAUUUGACAAAAAUUAAGUAUUCAAAAAAACAACACAACGCUCCUAUAAGAGUGCACGAUAUGUGCUGUGGAAAAGGUGGAGACUUACUAAAAUGGAAAAAAGGAGGUAUAACCCAUCUCAUUUGUAGUGAUAUAGCUUCAGUGUCCCUCGAACAGUGUAAGGCACGGUAUAAGGAUAUGAAGAAUCGUUCUGGAAGAGAUAGGGGACCUCCAUUAUAUACAAUAGAAUUCAUAGCAGGUGAUUGUGGUAGAAUGAGGCUACGUGAAAAGUAUUCAGACCCAUCAAUGAAAUUAGAUCUAGUAAGCUGUCAGUUUGCAUUUCAUUACAGUUUUGAAAGUCUACCUCAAGCUGAAUGCAUGUUCAGGAAUGCAGCAGAAUGUCUACAACCUGGUGGAUAUUUCAUUGGCACCAUGCCUGAUGCUUAUGAUCUGGUAGCACGUGCCAAAAGAAAUGAUAGCAACUCUUUUGGAAACAAUGUCUUUCAAGUUUCUAUAGAUUUUGAUAUUAAUAAACCACCUUUAUUUGGCAGUAAAUAUAAUUUUCAUUUAGAUGGGGUUGUCGAUUGCCCUGAAUUUUUGGUGUAUUUUCCAAUGUUUGUUAAGUUGGCCAAAAAAUUUGGGUUGAAGUUGGUUAAAGCUGAAAAAUUUUAUGAUUAUUUUGAGAAGAUGAGGGAGGAAGGUAGACAUUUAUUAAAUAAUAUGAGAAGUCUUGAAGCUUACCCACCUCCAGAAAAUAGUACUUUGGUUGGAACUGAACCUGAUGAUUAUAAUCAUGCUGUUGAAUUUAUUAGAAAAGAUCCCAGAGGCAACAUUAGGAUAGGAACGCUAUCUAAGUCAGAAUGGGAGGCUUCAUCUUUAUACACUACAUUUGUGUUUGAAAAAGUGAAGAAUACAUGGAAUACUGAUGGAACUCCCUUAUAUGAUAUUUGAUAAAAAAAGCUUUUUGUUCAAUUGAUUAAUCAGCAUUUUAUAAUUAAAUAGUGAAAAUAUAUAUACAAAAAAUGUUUACAGUGUAUUAAUAUACAUUAUUUUAUAAACAACCAUUUGAAUUUUAUAUCCAUCCAAAAAAAAAAAAACUUUAUUUCCUGUGAGAAAUAUCUGAAUUAUGUUUAGUCAAAAAUCAAGAAUUUUACCUGAAUGAAUUUUAGAAGAGAUAAUUAUCUAAAAUCACAUAAAACAAAAAUGAAAGAACAUUAUGCCAGAAUAGUUGAACACAACAUGUUCUCUGAAAGUUUAUAUUUUAAGCACCAGCUUCUUGAUGUUGUUUGUACUUCAGAAUACUAGGAUUUUGUUUGACUUGAGAAAUGUAAUCUUCAGCCAUACAGCAAGCUUGUUCUAUUUCAUAAUUAUGUGAUACCAAUGUUACCCACUUGGUCUCUAGAGCUUUCAGUUGAUCACCUCCUUUCGUUUGUAAAGAUUUCCUUUGCCAAUUAACUUCCUGGAGUUGCUGCCGCAAUUCCGCCAAUUUUUUAGAUGAUAUUUUUUCCAAGUCAGUUAAAGUUUGUAGGUACCUUUGCCAAGCCGGACAACAAUAUUCUAACAUGAGUUGUAAGUUUAAUAUUCGAACAGCCUGGUGUUCUAAUUGUGCUUGAGAGUUAUCUACACAUUCAUUCCAAGCUCCUACUUCGUUUAAUUUACCACUUGGUGGUGGAGGUAAUUCGUAACGUUUCAUCGAAAGUGUUUCCAUUGGCAAACGAUUUUGUAACCUUUCAAAUUCAUUGUGCAUUAUCGGUGUUUCAAAG